UUAUGUAUUGAGUUUCUUAUAUAAGAGAAACUUAUUUUCUAUUUUCUAGUUUGGGUGGUAGGGAGAAAGAGUUGAUCCUGCCUGGGAAUUUCCCCGACGACGUCUCUUAGUACUUGAAACAGUUUAAAGAGUGAUUAGAUUUUCCCUUAGAGCCUUGUAGCCUGUGGGGGAACGAAAGAGGCGGGAGGCCCCUCCUGCAGCAUUUGGGAGGCAGAGUCCCUCCUCCGCAGGCCCAGGCUGCAGUGUUGCUGGGAGGCUGCGUCCGGCGGGACACUCGGCAGCAUGAUGGUCACUUCUCCGGUAGACAUGGAGUGCCGGUGAGGGUGCAGCCUGGCCUAGGCACAGGAGGACAGUGGGGCCCAGGGCAAGGCCAGGGGAGCAACCAGCUGCACUGCAGAACCCCAGAACGGCAGCUGCUCUUGUUUAAUGAGGGGCAUGGUCCUUCCCUGUGAGAAAGAAUUGUUUAAAAGCCAUUUUCCCUUCUGCAUUAGAAAGCAGUGAGCUCUCAAGGCAGGAAAGGACAGAGUGACCCUUAAAUGUGUCUUGCUGAGUGAUGGAAGCCAGUCUGAAGGGCUGCGGGCAGUGACCAGCUCCGAGACAAAGCCUUUCCGCACAGCGGGGUGGGCAGGGGAGCGAGGCGUGGAGAAGGUGGACAUGCACACCUCUGCAGCCGUCCAUGCCAUGGACAACACAGCGUGAGCCUGGUGUGGAUCAGCAACUUGGGGCAGUGCUGGGUUCACAGCUGUCACCCAGUCACCCUUGGGUGACCGUGACGGGGCAGAACCUGACACUUGAUUUUCUGCACAAUUUCUCUGUCAACCUGAAGCUGCAUAGAAACUGGGCCCAGGGAUUUAGCUCAGUGGUUCUGCGCCUACCUCACAAGCUCACGGUCUUGAGUUCAAUCUCCGGUACAAAAAAAAGAAAAGAAAAUAUAGUUCAUCGAUUCUGUGAGAGGAAGGGGGCCUGGGAGGCUGGCGGGACACUGGAUCUGCUACUCGGCCUGGGUCCCACAGGCCUGGGCGUGAUGGCCCGGGCAGCCUGCAUGUGGACACGGACGCUGCUGCUGCUGCUCUGGGCGGCACUCGGGCCAGAGGCCUGGAACAAGGUGAGUGCCAGCUGUGCCCACCCUGCUGGGGGGGGUUCACGGGGUGUGACCUGGCCAUUUGCUCUGCCAUGGUGGACGUACCUGGUACCUGCUCCCACGGCUUCCUCAAGCCCACUCGUCCCCAUUGCCCAGGGGCUGCAGGACCAGGCAAAAGGUUCCUUUCCUUGAUGGCUUCCCACACCUGCGUCUUGCUGACCCAGUGCCUCAGGCCUCCUUCCUCUCUGUCCCUUCCCCGCCUGCCCUGGCCGCAGUCUCUCCAGUAAAGCCCAGCUUCAGCCCCAGUCAAUGGGAUCUUUUUUCCCCACAGUGAUCUCUGCUCCAGCUCCUAGUUAGCUGUGUGACCCUGGACUAGUUAUGCAGCCUCUCUUAGCCUCAGUUGCUUCCCCUGUAAUGUGCCAGGUGCAGGGGUGCAGAGCGAGGUGCUGCCAGCUCCAGCAGCAGCCCUUCCUGUCCAUGUUCCUUGCCCCAUACUCCCUCCCUCCAGCCUCUGCCUCUAUUCCCCUCUGUGCCUGGUUCGAGCCACUGCUCUGGCCCCUCCACCUUCUCUGUUCCCAGCCUUCAUGCUGGGUUCUGAGCUGGGCUCCGUGGCUGGGCGGGGGAGGUGGCAGUGCUGCUUUGGCGACCCUGUGUUCCAGGGGAUGGGGGAGCCCUGCGAGGAGCACCAGGAGUGCCGGAGUGGCUGCUGUGUUCCCAACAGCUUGAACCCCCAGCGGUUCUGCACUGCUCAGACCUUCUUCCUACACUGCUCACCGUGGCACAAGGCCAAUGGCUACCAGUGCCUCUUCCACUGGGAGUGUCAGAGCAACUGCUGCAUCCAGAUUGGGCAUGGCUCAAUGAGGGCCUGCACAGCCAAGACUAUCUUCCUGCAGUGUGUGCCCUGGCGAAAGCUCAAAGGAGACCUCUGCAGGAGCCACCAAGAGUGCCUGAGCCAGUGCUGCAUCCAACAGGUGGACUCCGGGCCCCGUCGCUGCAUCCCCUGCAGCAGGGUCUUGGCCCAGUGCGUACCCCUGUGAGUCCCUUGCGGGUAGCAGGCAGGAGUGACAAGCAGGUGAUGUUCAAACCAGGAGAGGCAAGGCUGCAGGGCCAAAGCCGCCAUGUGUGCUGAGUGUCAGUGUCCACACAUGACAUGGGGACCCAUGGGCCCCAGAGUAGUGGGCACUGAGGGGGGAAGAGUGAAGCUUCCCAGCCAGGCACUGUGGGUCGAGAUGGCCAUGGAGGGCAAUGUGGGGUCCCUUGGGGACCAGGGACAGAGCGUGAGGUGGGAAGGCCAAGGCAGGGUGUGGGUGAGGGCCAGGAGAACCUGAUACACGCCUAUGAGGAUGUCUGUCUCUGUCUCCGUGGG
Messenger RNA from Heterocephalus glaber (naked mole-rat), 2447 nucleotides. The record is from RefSeq and is a predicted model, not a curated record. NCBI's taxonomy places the organism in Eukaryota, Metazoa, Chordata, Mammalia, Rodentia, Bathyergidae.